GUACUGCCCAACUCUGAGUGACCAAGGCCAGAGACAGAGAAAAGAAGUAGAGAACCAUGAAGGUCCUACUUUUCCUCGCCCUGCUGGGGCUCUUGGCUGUGUGCCACUGCAGACAUAUUGGACAUGCUGUGGCUCGAAGGAGUGCCAAUAGUGACAGUAAUGAGUGGAAUAGAAAUGGUGGUGACAGCGAUGACAGUGACGAGUAUGGCAAGAGAUACAGCAAUGGGUACAAUGGGUAUGGUAAUUGGCAUGGUAAUGGUUACAACAAUGGCUACAGCAACGGAUAUGACAAUGGUUACGGCAAUGGUUAUGACAAUGGGCAUGGUAAUGGGCAUGAUAAUGGACAUGACUACACGCACAACAAUGGUUACGGCAAUGGAGAUGCCAAUGGGAAUGGCAAUGGGAACACUGACGACAGCAGCGACAGUGAUGAUAGUGACAGCAAUGAACCCAAUGGGAAUGGGAAUGGAGCUUGGAAUGGGAACAACAUUGGAGCUGGGAAUGGAGACUGGAACGGAUAUGGGAACAGUGAUGGGAAUGGACACGGAAAUGGCUAUGAUAACGGCAACGAGAAUGGACAUUGGAAUGGCAAUGGGAAUGGAGACGAGAAUGGACAUUGGAAUGGCAAUGGGAAUGGAGACGAGAAUGGACAUUGGAAUGGCAAUGGGAAUGGAGACGAGAAAGGACAUUGGAAUGGCAAUGGGAAUGGAGACGAGAAUGGACAUUGGAAUGGCAAUGGGAAUGGAGACAAGAAUGGACAUUGGAAUGGCAAUGGGAAUGGAGACAAGAAUGGACAUUGGAAUGGCAAUGGGAAUGGAGACGGAAAUGGACAUUGGAAUGGCAAUGGGAAUGGAGACGAGAAUGGACAUUGGAAUGGCAAUGGGAAUGGCGACGAGAAAGGACAUUGGAAUGGCAAUGGGAAUGGAGACGAGAAUGGACAUUGGAAUGGCAAUGGGAAUGGAGACGAGAAUGGACAUUGGAAUGGCAAUUGGAAUGGAGACAAGAAUGGACAUUGGAAUGGCAAUGGGAAUGGAGACGGAAAUGGACAUUGGAAUGGCAAUGGGAAUGGAGACGGAAAUGGACAUUGGAAUGGCAACGGGAAUGGAGAUGAGAAUGGACAUUGGAAUGGCCUCAGCAAUGGAGAUGCCAAUGGAUACUUGAAUGGUCAUGAGAAUGAAAUUGGGCAAGACAACGGGAAUGGCAAUGGGAAUGGAGACGGGAAUGGAGGUGCUGGAGUUGCCGAUUCCAGUGACUCCAGCGAUUCCAGUGAUUCCAGUGACUCCAGCGACUCCAGCGAUUCCAGCGAUUCCAGUGACUCCAGCGACUCCAGCGAUUCCAGUGACUCCAGCGAUUCUAGUGAUUCCAGUGACAGCAGUGACUCAAGUGACAGCAGUGACUCCAGUGAUAGCAGUGACUCAAGUAACUCCAGUGACAGCAGUGACUCCAGUGACAGCAGUGACUCCAGUGAUAGUGGUGACUCAAGUGACAGCAGUGACUCCAGUGACAGCAGUGACUCCAGUGACAGCAGUGACUCCAGUGAUAGCAGUGACUCCAGUGACAGCAGUGACUCCAGUGAUAGCAGUGAUUCUAGUGAUAGCGGUGACUCCAGUGACAGCAGUGACUCCAGUGACUCCAGUGACAGCAGUGACUCCAGUGAUAGCAGUGACUCCAACGACAGCAGUGACUCCAAAGAUAGCAGUGACUCCAGUGACAGCAAUGACUCCAGUGACUCUAGUGAUAGCAGUGAAGGCGAUGACUCCAGCGAUUCAAGUGAUUCUGAUUCCAGUGACUCUGAUAAUUCCAGUGACUCAGGUGAUUCCAGUGAUUCAAGUGACUCAGGUGAUUCCAGUGACUCAGGUGAUUCCAGUGACUCAGGUGAUUCCAGUGACUCCAGUGAUUCCGGUGACUCUAGUGACUCCGAUGAUUCCAGUGACUCUAGUGACUCAGAUGAUUCCAGUGACUCCAGUGAUUCCAGUGACUCCAGUGAUUCCAGUGAUUCCAGUGACUCCAGUGACUCCAGUGAUUCCAGCAAUUCCAAUGGAAACCGUAAUUCUGAAAAAUCAGCAAAGAAAUCGAAUGGCAAGAACUGAGAAAUGGUGAACGGUGAGAAACCAGCCAAAAGGUUGUUGUUUCUGAUCAUCUCAGCCCCUGUGUGCAGUUGUUAAUAGUCUGUGGUUGUUGUAUUAAGCAGCAGGUUUCCCAUGUUUACUGUUUAUGCUUCAUCCCGAAUGUGUCUGUCCAUUCUGAGAGUGUGACAACCCCUGUCCAAUAUUAUGGUAAUUUUGUCUGUGUAAAAUACAAUAAAUCGAUGUCUGUGUGA
Molecule: messenger RNA, 2320 nt
Organism: Carcharodon carcharias (great white shark)
Lineage: Eukaryota; Metazoa; Chordata; Chondrichthyes; Lamniformes; Lamnidae
Product: dentin sialophosphoprotein-like
Exons: 5
Coding region: 57-2090 (677 amino acids)
Biological process (GO): dentinogenesis; odontoblast differentiation
Cellular component (GO): cytoplasm; nucleus
Molecular function (GO): collagen binding
Source: RefSeq, a predicted model, not a curated record